Molecule: messenger RNA, 315 nt
Organism: Nilaparvata lugens (brown planthopper)
Lineage: Eukaryota; Metazoa; Arthropoda; Insecta; Hemiptera; Delphacidae
Product: histone H4-like
Exons: 1
Coding region: 4-315 (103 amino acids)
Biological process (GO): nucleosome assembly
Cellular component (GO): nucleosome
Molecular function (GO): DNA binding; protein heterodimerization activity; structural constituent of chromatin
Source: RefSeq, a predicted model, not a curated record
AACAUGACUGGUCGCAGCAAAGGAGGAAAAGGUCUGGGAAAAGGAGGCGCCAAGCGGCACAGGAAGGUGUUGAGAGACAACAUCCAAGGUAUCACCAAGCCGGCCAUUCGUCGUCUGGCUCGCCGAGGCGGAGUGAAGCGUAUCUCGGGUCUCAUCUACGAAGAGACACGCGGUGUGCUGAAGGUAUUCCUGGGGAACAUGAUUCGUGACGCUGUCACCUACACAGAGCACGCCGAAUGCAAGACUGUCACCGCUAUGGAUGUAGUCUACGCGUUGAAACGUCUGGGACGUACACUGCACGGAUUCGGAGUUUGA